UACAAACUCCCACAAACCCCAAAUCCUAAAUCUCAUUCCAAGUCUUACCUCUCUCUAGCUCUUUGAUCUCUCUCUCUCUCUCUCUCUCUCUGAUCUCUCUCUCUCUCUCUCUCUCUCUCUCUCUCUCUCUCUCUCUCUCUCUCUCUCAGUAGCACAGGUUGUAGAAGAUGAAGGAUGGAGGAGAGAAAAGAUAUGCUGUUCUUUUGGCGGUAAAGGAUUCUGAGUACGUGAAGAAAGUAUAUGGUGGAUACUUCAAUGUGUUUAUUGCAGCUUUUGGGGAAGAAGGAGAGAGGUGGGACUUGUACAGGGUUGUAGAGGGGGAGUUUCCUGACAUGAAUGAACUCCAAAACUAUGAUGGUUUUGUGGUUAGUGGCAGCCCUAGUGAUGCGUAUGCCAAUGAUUACUGGAUUCUCAAGCUCUGCUUGCUCUUGCAAACAUUGGAUGCCAUGGAGAAAAAGGUCCUUGGGAUUUGCUUUGGUCACCAGGUAUUGUGCAGAGCACUGGGUGGAAAGGUGGGUAGAGCCUAUACAGGGUGGGAUGUGGGGCUGAGGAAGGUUAGCAUAGUGAAGGAUUUGGCCCCUGCAUGCUGCUUCCUUGAUGAUGAAUUGGGUGACAUCCCAACUUGCCUUUCCAUUAUAGAGUGCCAUCAGGAUGAGGUAUUUGAGGUGCCUUUAGGAGCUGAAGUGAUUGCAUUCUCAGACAAAACAGGUGUGGAGAUGUUCACCAUUGGAGACCAUGUUUUAGGCAUGCAAGGCCAUCCUGAGUACACCAAGGACAUCCUUCAAAAUCUCAUCGAUCGCCUUUUCGAUAUGGAUGCUUUUGAGAGAGGUUUCGCCGACAAAGUAAGGCUUGGAUUGCAGACAGCUGAACCAGAUAGGAAGUGUUUGGAAAGGAUAUGCAGGAACUUUCUCAAGGGAUGAUAGUUUCACCUCCUUUCUCACUGACCUGCACGGCGUUUCUCUAUUUUCCCCUCAUGUUGUUCUCUUUCUCUUCUCUUUCCUCUAAUAUUUUUCUCAACAAAAAUGUAAUUAUUAAGUAAUCUUGAAAUAUAGACACAAGGUACUCUUUAUAUCAUCAAUUAUUUUGACAAUUUAA
This is a messenger RNA of Carya illinoinensis, 1095 nucleotides long. RefSeq names its product gamma-glutamyl peptidase 3-like. The coding region runs from base 168 to 920 and encodes 250 amino acids. Gene Ontology annotation, cellular component: cytosol. The record is from RefSeq and is a predicted model, not a curated record. The transcript has 3 exons. NCBI's taxonomy places the organism in Eukaryota, Viridiplantae, Streptophyta, Magnoliopsida, Fagales, Juglandaceae.